Neurospora hispaniola is the source of this 1735-nucleotide messenger RNA. Its product is annotated as Cenp-O kinetochore centromere component-domain-containing protein. Gene Ontology annotation, cellular component: Mis6-Sim4 complex; kinetochore. Bases 371 to 1735 code for a protein of 454 amino acids. NCBI's taxonomy places the organism in Eukaryota, Fungi, Ascomycota, Sordariomycetes, Sordariales, Sordariaceae. The record is from RefSeq and is a predicted model, not a curated record. The transcript is spliced from 4 exons.
GCUAGUGCGUCAUUGGCAUGGACCCAGGGGCAGAUCGCUAAACUUGACAGCUGUCCCGUCGCUGUUGCCGACCUGUCAGCUUUCACUCCUCCCAAUCACUAACAAGGGGAUUGAUUCACAUCAACUCCACCAAAGUAAACAAUUGACUGGAGCAAAGUCACCAGCUACACUACAAUAUUCAAGGCUUCAAAGAAGUCCCUUUUCACGUCAUGAUACCCGGGCCUCACCACUAUUGAUCCAAUCUCUUCCAUUCUCUUGUAAUCAUCACACGUACAAUCGUUCACAUUGCGCAUCAUACCAACCAAGACGCGUUUGUUUCUGCAUCAACACUGCUCACCCCCAAAAAGUGGGUCCCUCCACGAACCUCACCAUGUCCUCACCAACACCUUUAUCGACGACACCCUCACCACUCGACGCCGAGAUCGAAGCUCUCAAAGCCAAAGUCACAACCCUCAAAUCCCACCUCCGCAUUCAAACCUCCACCCUCAUCGCCUCCCCUUCUGUCUCUUCCCUACUCUCCAACCCGCCUUCCUCCUCGCACCUCAAACCAAAGGGCCUCACCCCAACCAUCCUCAAAUCCCUCCGCCACCACGCCUCCCUCCAAAAGGCGCACAACCAACAAUCCCUCUACCGGACCUGCGCCACCAUCACCACCUUCCGCGUGCAAGACCCGGACCCGAACGCGGUAGACGGCGGAGCCGUCCUCGGGUUAAGGAUAGAGGUCUUUGCGCGCGGGAGGUUCAUGAGGCCCUAUUAUGUUUUGAUGAAUCGACCUUGGUCGGAGGGGACCAAGAAUGGGAAGGGGAAUAACAGCAGCAGCAAAGAGAAGGAGAAGAGCAGAAGCAGCAGAAAGGCAACCACCGGCGGCGGGAGGUACGCAAACUGGCUGCGAGUCCAUAGACACACCGUGCCCCCUUGUAUUCCGAUUUCAGGAUUAGCAGCGCGAUAUUUACCGACACCGCCAUCAUCACGACCUGACAAAGAAGAAGAAGAAGAAGAAGAAGAACAAGGUGGUGUGAGGGAACAAAACCUUGUCAAGUUCGCUAGAAGCUUAAGAAGGGAGUUGGUGCGGUAUCAUCACCGUCUGGCAACCAUUACGGACCUACGGAGGGCUAUCCUGGCGCAAGACCAAACCGAGCAACAAGAAGAAAAGGGCCCAAACAAAAUACAAGACGUCAUCCCCGCCGAUGCCGAAGCGAAACAAAUCACUGUCGAAUGGGCAGGUGGUCAGACGGGACGGUUGGUGAUGGGUGAUGAUGGGGAGAUUGUGCAGGUUGUUGCGUUGAAUGGCGGUGGCGGUGCUGGUGGUGGUGGAGGGCAAGGAAAUGGAAGUGGGAGGGAUAGAGAGGUGGUUAGGGAGUUGGUCGGGAGUGCGAAAAGGGUGGAGGAUGUUGUUAGGCGGUUGGGGUCGGGAACAAAGGCUCACUUGCCUCUUUCCAUCUCCAACCAAAACUCCUGUGACCACUUCAUGCACUCACUCCAGUCAUUCUCGGCUUCAGUUUCGGGCACCAGCACUCGAACUUACCUUGGAUCUUUACUUGGGCCAGCCCGGGGUACAUCAAUCAUGCCGUCACUCGGUCCACCACAUGCCUUGGAAAGGCACGGCCCGGUAGUGGAAGGGGGUACAGCGUUGGAAGUGCAACAAACUUCAUUGGUCGAUCGUGGUUUGGUGACUGAUCAGCGUUCCUGGGGUUUGGAAGAUGUGGGUGGUCUGGACUGGUGUGGUGUGGUGUAG